AGAAGGGGCGGGGGUUGGCUCGGGAGCGCAGGACUGUGGGGGCAGGGAGGCGGCGAUCCCAGCUGGGCUGGGACUUCCUUCCUUAACCUCAGGACAACAAAACAAUUGAACCAAAGGCACCCAGCUUAGCAGCAGCUGUCUGGGCGAGAGAGCAGAGAGGCGAUGGGUUCCGCGCUGAGUAGUGACAGCGGCCGAACAGCCCCGGCUACCAGGGCCACCCCAUCAGCCCUGCCCAGGAGGAGCGAAGUGGAGCUGCCGAUCACCUCCUUUGAUUGUUCGGUCUGCCUCGAAGUGCUGCAUCAGCCCAUACGGACCCGCUGCGGCCACGUAUUCUGCCGUUCCUGUAUUUCUACAAGCCUAAGGAACAGUAAGUGGACAUGUCCUUAUUGUCGGGCAUAUCUUCCUUCUGAAGGAGUCCCUGCAACUGAUAUAAUGAAGAAAAUGAAAGCAGUCUACCAGAACUGCACAGAGUGUAACACUCAGGUAUGUCUCAGUGAAAUGAGAGCCCAUAUAAGGACUUGUCAGAAAUAUAUAGAGAAAUAUGGACCUCUUCAAGAGCUUGGAGAAGUAACAAGAUGCAUGUGUCCAUUUUGUGAGAAAGAGUUGGAUGAAGAUAGCUUGCUGAACCACUGUCUCACUUAUCACAGAUCAGAAAGGAGGCCAGUGUUCUGUCCGCUUUGUCAUUUUAUACCUAAUGGAGAUUCAAGCAACUCCAGUGAUAGUUUGAUCCGGCACCUGCAAAACAGACACACAAUGUUUUAUGAUGAAUUUCUUGACUUUAAUAUAUUAGAGGAAGCUCUGAUCCGAAGAGUCCUAGACCGGUCACUCUUAGAAUAUAUGAGUCAUUCAAACAGCAUCUAAUUCUGCCAGUAGGAGGAAAGAUUUUCUAUGGAUUCCUUUGCACAGUACAUUAAGAUGCUGCUCUGACAAUUAAAGGGGAAUCUUUAGCCUUUAAAAAAGAAAAGCACAGAUGUAACAAACCUUUAAUGUUUGUAUGUGUCUGUUAUUGUGUUUAUCUGAAAAUUUAAAAACCGCUAUCCCUUUGGUGAUUUAUAUCCAUAUUCUCCUGUUGAGAUUUUCUGAUACUUAGUAGUAACAAUUAUCUACAUGAACCAGAAGGUUUAGGGUGGGUAGCAGUAGAAGGCAUGCUUGAGGGAGGAGUUCUUGUUGGGAAAUCAGACAGAUUUUGAGGGGGACAUGCCAUGGAUUAAUAACAAUCUACAAGACUGCCAGUGAUAAACAUGAGAUUGCUUUAUAUAAAAAGAGAAUAUGAAGCAACAACUUGUUGAUAUUUAAGAAGAACCUGGAAGUAGUUUCCAUUCGUAAUAUUCUAGCUUCUAAAAUACUAUUAUGAAUACAUAAUUUGAUGGAAUGAGGAAAGGAAAAAUUGUGGUAAUUGCUAAUGUCCCUUUAAGUUGUAUGCUGUUACUUAGUACUGUAACAAAUAUUGUAAUAGGAAUAUAUUCUUAAUGCUUUCAUUUUAAAAAUGUAUCUACCACAAGCAGAAUAUUUUUCAAAUAUUGGCAGUUAAUUUUAAUUAUUAUUAAGAGAUUUCUAUAAUGUAAAUAAGUUUCAAAGUAUUAUGGCUUGACAUUUUACAUGUAAAAAUAACCUGUUUGACCAUAGAAUUUUUUGAUGCAAAGCCCUUAAGGGUUGAUUUUUCAACUAAAAUGGUAUAUUGAACUAUGCAGACAAUCUAUACAACUCCUGAGGGUAAAAUUUUAUUCUGUUAAGUUUCAGUUCAGUAAUUCUAAUCAGGAAUGGACCUUUCUGUUUAUUCCUUCUAUACAAGGGCUAUUUAUAGUAUGGAAACUUAAAGAAAGAAGAAAGGACUAUAAUUUCUUUAGAGUUCUCCCAGCACUUUUAGACCUAAUACAUAUUUGAAAAUAUUGGAAGAGUGUGUAGGAACUGAAAAGUACAAAGAAAUGAAAUCCGAGAAAUCCAAAAUCUUCAUUUUCAAAAUUAAUUUUUCUUUACUAAAGAGACUAGUUGAGUUUUACAACCUCUGUCAUUCCUUUUAGGUAGAAGUCUUAUUAUGAUAGAUUGGAGAAGAAAAAGAAAGGAUUCUGAGUCAUUCAAAACUGGAUAAUUAGUUUCCAUCUAAUUGGCUUAGGACAGAACUUGGAGAUGAUCUGGUUAAACCCCCAUUUUUAUACAACUGGAAAUAGACACAGAAAAAUGACAUGACCUGCCCAAGGUUAUGUAGCUCCUUAUCUUUCUAUUAUACAACUCUAAUUAAGAAAGAAGAAAACAGUUUUAGCUAGUAUAGACUAGUCUGUUCUCUAAGUUUUAAGUUUUCACAUCUGUAAAAUGGGGGUAAACAAUACCUUCCCUGCCUACCUCAUAAACCAUUGGGAGGAUCAAAUGAGAGGAUGCAUGCGAAGGUGCUAUAAACUAUAAAGCACUAUACCAAUGCAAACUGUCAUUAAUUCAGACUAGUGGUGAGGCAUCUUCAGAUUUAACAAAAUAUGUAACAGCUCAAAUUUUUAAUUGUAUGAAAGUUAAAAAAAAGACAACCUUAUAAUAUAAGCAAUAUAUUUAAGCUUAAAUACAUUGUUUUAAAGCCUCCCACAUCUAAAUUCUGUCCCCCUUUUGUAAUGUUUUUCCACUAUGAUCACAGAUUAGGAAUUAUUUAUCAAUGAACUUUCUGUGUUCCAAACUUCUAGAAUUUUACACCAAAUUAAUUACAAAUAGGCAAUUUGUUAAGUCAGUAUUAAGGUGACUUAAAAGAUGAGAAGAACAAAAAAUGUCCACUUGAAUGGGGCAGCUAGGUGGCGCAGUGAGUAGAGCACCCGGCCCUGGAGUCAGGAGUACCAGAGUUCAAAUUCGGCCUCAGACAUUUGACACAUGUACUAGCUAUGUGACUUUGGGCAAGUCACUUAAUCCCAAUUGCCCUGCCAAAAAACAAACAAACAAAAAAUGUCCACUUGUUAACUUAGUACUCUUCUAGCUGCCCAAUGUGCAAUCCAGAAGAGAAAACUCUUCUUAUAUGUUUCUUUCAAGAAUCAAAUUGUCCCACCCCUAUGUAAAAGCUGGAUAAAUGCUGUCUGAGAUUAUGUCAGCCUGAUUGUGUUAACCCAGAUUCUGGGUUGGAGAUAUAGGUUGAGUAUGAAUGAGUGAUAGAGACUGGUCUAGAAUUUCAGCUUCCCAGGCCUUGCCCAGGUCUACAGAGUCACACUGCUCUGAUAUGAUUGAAGCUUACUAUCAUAGAUUCAUGAGGCAAGUAAGCCUAUUCUUAUUGAUGUUAUUGAAAGGUGAUAACAAUGUGGUUUGUGUCCAUAAAGAUGGAGGUGCUAAGAAGUCUUAAGAAACUCACUCUUGUUUCAUUCCUCAACAACAAAAUCUGUAAUUGUCAGAAUUUAAAAGUUAACAAUUAUUGAUUUUCUUUUGUAAAGAUGUCUUAUUAUGAGAAACAAAGGAUGGCAGGACCAUUGCUUUUGUUUAAAGUGUCUAUUCAUAAAUGCUGACCUUCAAUAAAUGGUCUUCCUAAACCUAA
Messenger RNA from Trichosurus vulpecula (common brushtail), 3496 nucleotides. It is a transcript of the gene RNF125, whose product is annotated as ring finger protein 125. Gene Ontology annotation, molecular function: ubiquitin protein ligase activity. The record is from RefSeq and is a predicted model, not a curated record. The coding region runs from base 163 to 861 and encodes 232 amino acids. NCBI's taxonomy places the organism in Eukaryota, Metazoa, Chordata, Mammalia, Diprotodontia, Phalangeridae. The transcript has 6 exons. Gene Ontology annotation, biological process: ubiquitin-dependent protein catabolic process; protein polyubiquitination.